This is a messenger RNA of Oryza brachyantha (malo sina), 3040 nucleotides long. RefSeq names its product arginine decarboxylase 1. Gene Ontology annotation, molecular function: arginine decarboxylase activity. NCBI's taxonomy places the organism in Eukaryota, Viridiplantae, Streptophyta, Magnoliopsida, Poales, Poaceae. The coding region runs from base 618 to 2726 and encodes 702 amino acids. The record is from RefSeq and is a predicted model, not a curated record. The transcript has a single exon. Gene Ontology annotation, biological process: L-arginine catabolic process; spermidine biosynthetic process.
GCGGCCGCGCAUUUCGCAUCUCUCCCUCCCCCUCUCUCGUCGUCGCUGCUCCGCCUCACGAUUGCCGCGGCCGUCGUCCUCGGCUCCGACGAGCUACCGGCGAGGGGUGCCACCGUGCGCUUUCUGCUGGUGGUGGUGGCCGCCUUCGUCGAGGCUCUGUCCUGACCGCCGGCGUGGGGUGCCCGAGCUCCACCACCGGCGACGACUCCUCCUCCGCCGCGCGCGCUCCCCCAGCCUGCUUCGUUUGCGGGGGUAGCCGGGGCUCCGGCCUCGGCGGCUUUCAAAGCCCCCUUCCUCACAACAGGAUCCAAAAUCCCGUCCUAGAGUUCUUCUACCUCCCGUUCCAGAACUUUCUCUUUUGGCAUCCUUGAUACAAUCUUGCCCCUCCCAGUUUUUCGUUUCUUUGUUUCUUUUGUUUCUUUCGAUCUCUUUCUUGUUCUUGCUGCUGAUAGAUCGAUCCAUCCAUCCAUCCACCACCUCACCUCAUUCUUUUUCGUUUUGAUUCUUCGCCGCUAACGCCACCCAAACAGACAACAGAUUUACAGGAGAAGAAAUAACAACAAAAAAAAAGGCUAACUUUUUUUCUGUGGAUUCUAGCGUUCUCCGGUUGUGACGAGAUGCCUGCGCUCGCCGUUGACGCUGCCGCACCUGUGGCGCACGCCUUCGCGGCGUGCGACGCGGCACGCUUCCCCGCGCCGCUGAUGGGCCCCACCGCGGCUGCCACGGCGACGGAAAAGCCGGACGCGGCCGCGUGGUCGGCCGACCUGUCGUCCGCGCUGUACAACGUGGACGGCUGGGGGGCACCGUACUUCUUCGUCAACGAUGACGGCGACGUCGCCGUGCGCCCGCACGGCGCCGCCACGCUGCCCGGGCAGGAGAUCGACCUCGCCAAGGUGGUGGCCAAGGCCGCCGGCCCUCGCGCCGGAGGCGGGCUGGGCCUGCCGCUGCCGCUCCUGGUGCGGUUCCCAGACGUGCUCCGCCACCGCGUGGAAGCCCUCAACGCGGCGUUCGACUACGCCGUGCGCUCCACCGGCUACGGCGGGAGGUACCAGGGCGUGUACCCCGUCAAGUGCAACCAGGACAGGCACGUCGUGGAGGACAUUGUGGAGUUCGGCGAGCCGUUCCGCUUCGGCCUGGAGGCCGGCUCCAAGCCGGAGCUGCUGCUCGCGAUGAGCUGCCUCGCCGCGCGCGGCAACCCGGACGCCCUGCUCAUCUGCAACGGCUACAAGGACGACGAGUACGUCUCUCUCGCGCUCAUCGCGCGCACCAUGGGGCUCAACACGGUCAUCGUGCUCGAGCAGGAGGAGGAGCUCGACAUUGUCGUCGAGGCCAGCCGCCGCCUCGGCGUGCGCCCGGUGGUCGGCAUGCGCGCUAAGCUGCGCACCAAGCACGCCGGCCACUUCGGCUCCACGUCGGGGGAGAAGGGCAAGUUCGGCCUGAACGCCGCGCAGAUUCUCUCCGUCGUCGCCAAGCUCAAGACCCUUGGUAUGCUCGACUGCCUCCAGCUCCUGCACUUCCACAUUGGCUCCCAGAUCCCGACCACCGGCCUGCUCGCCGAUGGCGUCGGCGAGGCCGCGCAGAUCUACUGCGAGCUCGCCCGCCUGGGCGCCGCCAUGCGUGUCAUCGACGUUGGUGGAGGCCUCGGCAUUGACUACGACGGGAGUCACUCGGCGCAGACCGACAUGUCCGUGGCAUACAGCUUGGAGGAGUACGCGGCGGCCGUGGUGGCCGCCGUCGGCCGCGUCUGUGACCGCAAGGGGGUCGCGCAUCCCAUCAUCUGCAGCGAGAGUGGCCGCGCGCUGGUGUCGCACCACUCCGUCCUGGUGUUCGAGGCCUUCUCGGCUUCGCCGCCUGGCCGCAUUGACCCGGCGACGGGCUACCUCCUCGACGAGCUCACCGACGACUGCCACGCCGACUACCGCAACCUCAUGGCCGCGGCGGUGCGCGGCGACUUCGAUACCUGCGCUCUCUACGCCGACCAGCUGAAGCGUCGCUGCGCCGAGCAGUUCAAGGAGGGUGUUCUUGGGCUGGAGCACCUCGCCGCGGUUGACAGCCUCUGCGAGAUCGUCGCCCGCGGCAUGGGCGCCGCCGAGCCGCCGCGCACGUACCACAUCAACCUGUCCGUGUUCACCUCCCUGCCGGACAUGUGGGCCAUCGGCCAGAUGUUCCCGAUCAUCCCGAUCCAGCGCCUCGGUGAGCGCCCUGCCGUCGACGGUGUCCUCUCCGACCUCACCUGCGACAGCGACGGCAAGGUCGAGCACUUCAUCGGCGGGAGGCACAGCCUGCCUCUGCACGAGCUCCCCGUCCAUGGCACCCGCGGCUACUACCUCGGCAUGUUCCUCGGCGGCGCCUACCAGGAGGCACUCGGCGGGCUGCACAACCUGUUCGGCGGGCCGAGCGUGGUGCGCGUGUCGCAGAGCGACGGCCCGCACUGCUUCGCCGUCACGCGCGCGGCGGCGGGCCCGUCCUGCGCCGACGUGCUCCGCUCGAUGCAGCACGAGCCGGAGGUGAUGUUCGAGGUCCUCAAGCAGAGAACCGACGGCGCCACCGCCGCCGCCCUCGCCAGAGCGUUCGGCGCAAUGCCGUACCUGUCGUUCGACCCGGAGGCCGCGUCGAUGGCCAGCGGGGAGAGCAGCGGCAUGAGCAGCGACUCGGAGGGGUCGGCCGCCGGCGUGGCCGAGGAGGACGAUGAUGAGUGGGAGUUCAUGCGCGGGCUCACCGUGUGACUGAAGCCGCCAUCGCCGGCUUCUUCAUGGGAGGGGUGGUUCUUGCACCUCCACCUCCCCUGUACCUGUCCCGCUGGUGAUGUUUGUUACCAGCAGUCGUCGUCGUCGUCGUCGUCCCCGUCGCCGAUGGUAAUCUCCGCCCAGUGUGUUGUAUCGUGUCAUGGUCGUUGUCGUCGGGCGUCUCGUCGCCGUAGUCUCGCCGGAGUUUCUGGCGCCACCUUUUUACUUCGCAAGCGUCAGUGUCCACUGUUUCGCUUCUUUCAAUUCCAGAACAAUAAGAUGAGGAACAAAAUAAGUCUUCGUUCGAUUAUUAA